Messenger RNA from Aspergillus neoniger CBS 115656, 1728 nucleotides. Its product is annotated as tetratricopeptide repeat protein. Lineage: Eukaryota; Fungi; Ascomycota; Eurotiomycetes; Eurotiales; Aspergillaceae. Gene Ontology annotation, cellular component: intracellular anatomical structure. The coding region runs from base 1 to 1728 and encodes 575 amino acids. Gene Ontology annotation, molecular function: protein binding. The transcript is spliced from 2 exons. The record is from RefSeq and is a predicted model, not a curated record.
AUGAAUAAAAACGAAGCUGCUUCGCCCCAGGCAGAUGACUACCCAAACUUCAACCUUGGCUCCUACCACCGACCCAUCGCCACAUCCUCCCCAGCCGCCCAGCGAUGGUUCGACCGCGGUCUAAUCUGGUCCUAUUCCUUCAAUCAUGGCGAAGCAGCACGAUGUUUUGAACGAGCAGUCGAAUGCGACCCCGCCUGCGCACUAGCCUACUGGGGCAUUGCAUACGCCAUCGGACCGAGCUACAAUAUAGCCUGGGGCUUCUUCGAUAUCCCCAGUCUCCUAGAAACCGUGGGAAAGGCAUGGGAUGCGCUCAAUGCCUCUCAGAAACAUGCUACGCAUGCAUCCCCACUCUUCCACAUGCUGCUAAAAGCCAUCGCAACUCGGUUCCCUACCCCGGAUACCAUCCCCGCUCCUACUGAGAUGAGACAAUACAAUCAGGCUUAUGCAGACGCUAUGCGCGUUGUGUAUGAAGCCUACCCAGAUGAUCUCGACGUGGCAUCGUUGUUCAUUGAGGCGCUUAUCUGCGUUAAUCCGCGCGAGCUGUGGGAUAUGAACACAGGUGAAGCGAGCAGCGCACAUACCCUCGAGGCGAAGGCGGCAAUCGAUACUGCAAUGGCACGUCCGGAGGGUCGAGAGCAUCCUGCCCUGUGCCAUCUGUAUAUCCAUCUCAUGGAGAUGUCGGCUACGCCUGAGGUGGCCCUGCCUGCUGCAGACAGACUGCGUCGUAUGAUCCCGGAUGCGUCGCAUAUGGUGCACAUGCCUGCGCAUAUUGAUAAGGCUGUUGGUGACUAUCGCCGGGCAAUUGAUUCCAGUGAUGAUGCUAUUGUAGGCGAUGAUAUGUUCUUCGCCACAUUGGAAGCAUCUCCGCUUUAUGUGGCCUAUCGAGUGCAUAACAUUGUCACGAAGCUGUACUGCGCUCUGAUGUCUGGUCGGUCGCGAGAGGCCAUGUUGGCUGCGGAUAAAUUGGACGAGGUGGUUGAUGUGAAAUUACUGGCUACUAAAUCACCCCCAAUGGCAGACUGGACGGAAAGUUUCUUGGGCAGUCAAGCGCAUGUUCUAGUGCGGUUCGGUCGCUGGGAAGAAAUUCUCCAGUUAGAACUACCAGCACCACAGGACCGAGACUUAUACUGCUGCAAGACAGCUAACGUCCUAUACGCCAGGGGCCUCGCCUUCAGCGCCCUUGGACGUAUCCAGGAGGCAGAAGUCGCCCGGCAGGAGUUCGAGGAGGCGCGCAAGCGGGUGCCGAGAUCCCGGAUAAAUAAUUUGCCUGUUCGGCAGGUCGAUUUCCUUGCCGUCGCAUCUUUCAUGUUAGCAGGUGAGUUGGAGUACCGCAAGGGGAAUAUUCGAUUAGCCUUUGCAACGCUGCGUCGGGCGAUUGAGUUAGAAGAUGGCCUGGCGUACUGUGACCCGCCGGCGUGGAUGCAGCCCGUGCGGCAUGCCCUAGGUGGGUUGCUGCUGGAGCAGAAGCGGGUCCCCGAGGCGGAGCAGGUCUUCCGGGAGGACCUGGGCAUGGCGCAGGGGUUUCCGCGGCGUAAGGGCCGAUUGAAUAAUGUGUGGGGGUUGCAUGGACUGCAUGAGUGUCUGGUGGCUUCUGGGAAGAUGUAUGAGGCUCGUGUUGUCCAGGUGCAACCGGAUAUUGCGUUGGGGUCGGCCGAUGUGCCUAUCUCGACUUCGUGUUAUUGUCGCUUGUCUGCGGUUAAUGGAAAGGGCUGCUGUGCUCGUCUUUGA